This is a messenger RNA of Clunio marinus, 183 nucleotides long. Lineage: Eukaryota; Metazoa; Arthropoda; Insecta; Diptera; Chironomidae. The record is from the annotation of a GenBank genome assembly.
AUGAAUUAUAGACUGACGACUCAUUCAUCUGUCAUAAUGAAGUGUUCAAAAUUUGGCUUUGUUGCAAAACCCUACCAUGAUUCAAUCCACAUUUGGAUGUUUAUUGCGGCUUUUGAUGUCAACUAUUUAAUUUAUUUGGCAAUUAUGUCUUCUUCUUGUUCAACACUUUGUCCUCGAAAAUAA